Molecule: messenger RNA, 1463 nt
Organism: Phragmites australis (common reed)
Lineage: Eukaryota; Viridiplantae; Streptophyta; Magnoliopsida; Poales; Poaceae
Product: alcohol dehydrogenase-like 6
Exons: 10
Coding region: 113-1267 (384 amino acids)
Biological process (GO): formaldehyde catabolic process
Cellular component (GO): cytosol
Molecular function (GO): S-(hydroxymethyl)glutathione dehydrogenase [NAD(P)+] activity; zinc ion binding
Source: RefSeq, a predicted model, not a curated record
GCCUACUAAGCGAAUGGAGAGUUGACACGAAGGCCAAGCGGGUAGUUUGACUCCUCUCCACAGCCCACACCAACCUCCUACGGAGAGGAAACCGAGGCGACAAUCUGCCGGGAUGGCCGCUGCCGCCGCAUCCUCCUCGCCUCCGGCCGCCAUCACCUGCCGAGCGGCGGUGGCGUGGGGCCCGGGGCAGCCGCUGGUGAUGGAGGAGGUGGAGGUGGCGCCGCCGGGGGCCAUGGAGAUCCGUGUCAAUGUCGUCUCCACCUCCGUCUGCCGCAGCGACGUCACCUUGUGGCAGUCCAAGGCGCAACCUGAUCUGUUUCCCAGAAUUUUCGGGCACGAAGCAUCCGGAGUAGUAGAGAGUGUCGGUGAAGGGGUGACUGAAUUCCAAGUAGGAGACCACGUACUUACUGUCUUCAUCGGGGAAUGCAAGAGCUGCAAGCACUGCGUCUCGGGGAAGAGCAACAUGUGCCAGAAGCUCGGUUUGGAGAGGAAGGGUGUCAUGCACAGCGAUCAGAAGACCCGCUUCUCGGUUAAGGGGAAACUAGUGUACCAUUACUGUGCAGUGUCAAGCUUCAGCGAGUACACAGUUGUCCAUUCAGGAUGUGCGGUGAAAGUUGGUCCAAACGUGCCGAUGGACAGGGUGUGCCUGCUGAGCUGCGGCGUGUCUGCAGGACUUGGUGCAGCCUGGAAUGUUGCUAAUGUAUCAAGGGGCUCAAGUGUAGUUAUAUUUGGUCUUGGAACUGUAGGACUCUCUGUAGCUCAAGGUGCUAAGCUGCGGGGGGCAUCCAAGAUUAUAGGAGUUGAUACUAAUCCUGAGAAGCAAGAAAAGGGGAAAGCUUUUGGUGUUACAGAUUUUAUUAAUCCGGAUGAAUUGAGUGAACCUGUUCAGCAGGUAGUCAAAAGGAUUACUGAUGGAGGUGCAGAUUACUCUUUUGAAUGUGUGGGUGAUACUGGAGUAGUCUCCACUGCGCUUCAAUCAUGUUCUGAUGGUUGGGGAGUGACUGUAACUCUUGGUGUACCAAAAGCAAAGCCAGAGGUGUCUGCUCAUUAUGCAUUCCUUCUAUCUGGAAGAACACUGAAGGGAUCUUUGUUUGGAGGAUGGAGACCUAAAUCUGAUCUACCUUCAUUGGUGGAUAAGUAUGCAGACAAGGAAAUCCAAGUUGAUGGCCUAGUCACGCAUGAUAUAUCAUUCGAUGACAUCAACAAAGCGCUUGAGCUGAUGGUAGAAAACAAGUGCUUGCGAUGUGUGAUUCACAUGCCACACUGACAGCGUUGAACAACUGCACAUGAUUUCCACCAUAUGCUUUACAAUUGUUAUUAUAUCUGCUGUUUCCCCCUCGAUCACCCUUGUGGCUCCAGUACUCAUCAGCACAUCACAGCUCAACCUUUUUGGCGUUUUCUUGUCCUGGUAAAUUUUGGUGUUGUAAGUCGAAGUACAGCAUUAUCAAGAGAAUCUUAUCCUA